Penicillium cinerascens is the source of this 2007-nucleotide messenger RNA. Its product is annotated as potassium channel family protein. Gene Ontology annotation, cellular component: membrane. Bases 1 to 2007 code for a protein of 668 amino acids. The record is from RefSeq and is a predicted model, not a curated record. The transcript has 3 exons. Gene Ontology annotation, molecular function: potassium ion leak channel activity. NCBI's taxonomy places the organism in Eukaryota, Fungi, Ascomycota, Eurotiomycetes, Eurotiales, Aspergillaceae. Gene Ontology annotation, biological process: potassium ion transmembrane transport; stabilization of membrane potential.
AUGAAUGACCCCGGUCUGGACGAUGCUAUAGCUGACGAGGCGGGUGCCCUGGAUGACGACUCGGGUCAAGGGUCUGCAGGAAAUAAACAAAAGUCAGACCUUGAUGCUCAGCAUCCUCAUGCCGCGCGAUGGUGGCUGGCAAGUACUGCGUAUCCGCUGGCAGCGGGAACAUUUGGGCCCAUGGCAAGUGCAUUCAAUAUCUGCUCGUUAGCGCAAACCUGGCGGAUGACGCCGGGGGGGAAGGACAUCACUGAUCCAAAGUGGGCCGUCGCAAUCAAUGCCGUCUCGCUGUUUUUCGCACUCGUCGCCAACUUGGCCCUGUCGCUAACCAUGGCGCGACGCAUCCGUUUCGAGAUCGCGCAACCGAUUAUCAUUGCCGGGUGGUAUAUCUCAUCGGCCCUCUUGAUCGGCAUCCUAAUCCCGUUCGGUGUGCUGAUGUAUAACACGGAAAAUGAUGGGCGGAUUUAUUCACAAGGCUACUUCUACGGUACCUUUGCAGCUGGGCUGUACUUCAUCAUCGCGUCCAUGAUGGUCGUCACGGCUUGGGGGGCCGCCAAGGGCCACUACAGCCGAGGGUUCAAGCUGACCACGAGUCAGCGGACAUUGAUGCUACAGACCAUCGUUUUCUUCAUCUAUCUUCUGGGAGGCUCCGCCGCUUACGCCACGAUAGAAGGUUGGAAGUUUUUGGAUGCUGUCUACUGGGCUGACUACACGCUACUCACCAUUGGCAUUGGCAACUUUGCUCCUGUAACUCACCUUGGACGCGGCUUGCUGUUCCCAUAUGCAGUUGGAGGCAUUGUCGUUCUGGGUCUCAUUAUCUCGUCCAUUCGGACUCUGAUGCUGGAGCACGGUCGCCAAAAGAUGUCAGCUAUCCUGACUGCUCGAACUCGCCGCUUUCUUAUCAAAGAAGCUUACUCGGAAAAUAACCAUUUUCCGGGACUGGUCCCGUCGCUGGCAAGAAAUGACCCAGACACCCAGCGAAGCGACCGCGAACGACAAAAGCGAGAGUUCAUCACCAUGCGGCGUGUCCGACAGCUCGCCGCAGUGCAGCACAAGUGGAUCUCUCUCGCAAUAUCUCUAACCACCUGGAUGGCAUUGUGGUUGAUCGGCGCGGUGGUAUUCUGGCGCUCAGAGUCAUAUGACCAUUGGUCAUACUUUCAAGCCCUCUACUUCGCCUAUACAUCCCUACUUACCAUCGGAUACGGCGACGUCUACCCAGUAAGCAACCUAGGCAAAGCAUUCUUCGUCUUCUGGUCCCUCCUAGCCGUCCCAUCAAUCACAAUCCUCAUCUCCAACAUCGGCGAUACAAUCAUCCGCUUCCUCCGCGAUCUGACCAUCUUCCUCGGCGAACUCACCAUCUUGCCCGGCGACGAACCAUUCCACGACCGCCUCGAAGCCAUUUGCCACUUCUCCUGGACAGACAGAUGGCUCCAGGAGACCACGGGCGAAUCAGACACUACCCAAGACAUCCUACAAGGAAAAGGCGAGCAGGCCGACCCAGGAAAUGCCACCUAUCGAAACACGAUGGAAGCAGAGGAGCACAAACGAGAAGAGUCAGCCCGCAAACGCGGCGACACCGCAGCCGAGAACAUCCACCAUUACCACUACCUCCUCUUCCGGGAGAUUCGUAAAAUGACAGAACUCGCCAUGAGCAACCCCGCCAAGCAAUUCGACUACCUCGAGUGGGAAUACUAUCUAGCUCUGAUCUCGGGGAAAGAUAAGCCUACUGAUCCGGAGAAGAAGGGGGAUGCUGAGAGUGAAGAUGACGUACAGCGCACGAUCCGUGAUUGGAGCUGGAUUGAUUUUAAAAACCCCUUGCUUGGGGAGAACGGUGAGGUUCAGUGGUUUCUGGGGGCGUUGACUGACUCGCUGGAUCGGGAGUUAAGGAGAGCGAGUCAGAGUUACCAUUCACCUGAGGCGAGUGGCGGUGCUGUUGAUGAGAUUCAAAUGCAUGUGGAUGAGGAUGAGGAUCGGUCUUCUGGGCAUGGGACUCCGAGAGAUUCAUAG